CUAUACUCGUGGUAUAAUUCCAAAUGUAUAGGAUCAAUUGACUUCCUGAGGAUUUUUUAACAAUUUUAAAUUUUGAAUAGUUUGUACCGAAAGUGCUAAUAAUUAUAUAGUGUAUUUAGAAUAUUAAGAAUAAAACGCACAAUAGAACCGAAAAUAAGUUAAAUCUAUGUCCACAAGUAAUGAGAAAAAGCCUGCCUCAAAAAUGCCAGCUGUCAACAAUGCGGUUCCUUCUGUUACUCCCAUUGAGGGGAAUGUUAAACUUGAAACCAGCUCUCCCAUAGUGAAUGGAAUCACUAAAUUAUCCUCACUGACUCCGGCCAGGGACUUGACUUUGGGCGGUAGGGGAAGCUCCACAGCGGCCAAAAAAGUAUUUCUGCCAAAUCUCAACGUGGUUAGAAACAAGAAUACCAAUGUUAAAACCUCGAAAGAUACCACACAAAUGCGUGGUCGUGGCCGGGGGCGUGGUGCAGACAGAGGUGCUGGUAGGGGCGGAAGUCGUGGCGGCAGAGGUGGUGCUUCAAAUUUGAUACAGACUGCGGGCGUUUUCUCUGAAGGAGCUGGAGCUGUGAACAUACGCAAAACAACAAAUUCGUCAGGAUACUCCAGAGAUGUGGAUGACUCACCAUCAGCCAUGCGUAAACCCACCAUAUUUAAAACAGAAAAGAAAAUGGAUUUAAAGGCUGAAUUAGCUAGAGAUAAAGAUAUACUAAGAGGCCUAGAUGAUGAUGAGGAAGAAGAUGAUGAACAAAAGACUGAUAUGGAUAGAAUACCUGUGCUACUGAAUGAGGCCAAAUGGAAGUACAUAAAACCCGAAAUAAAAACCGAAGUCUCUAACACUCAAUCAUCCUUAUCAAGUGAAGAUGCUGUGGCCAUAGCAUCACAAAUCCAGUCAAUGCACGUUGCUCAGCAACAAAAUCGCCCAUUGCCUCGUUAUCCCCAGUCAUUGGACGAACUUUUAAAUAAUACAUCAGAUUCCAAAAUAUUCCUAAUGCAGCUGCCGGAUACUUUACCAUGUGUAGAUGAUGACAAUGAUUCACCAGAGAUAACAAAAUCUCCUAAUGAAGAUCCUAAAGCACCUGCACCCGCCAUUGAAAAUCAGAAAAAAACUGUCAAAGAACAUAUUCUUAAGAAAAUGGAAGAGGGUCAAGUGGGGCGUUUGAUACGCUAUAAAUCCGGUAAAACGAAACUAGUUUUAGGAGAAACACAAUUUGACUUGGACAUUGGCAUGGAAACUGGUUUUCUACAGGAUUUAAUGUCAAUCAGCUGUAAUCGAGAGGAACGAAGCGGUAAUAUGAUUAAUUUAGGACCCAUACAAGCCAAAAUCACAGCCACUCCUGACUGGGAACAUUUACUAAAACAGCCUCUAUCGGAUGGUAAACUAUAGCACAUGCUAUCUGUAUGUUGUGCUCUUAUUGGCAUGUUUAUUUGUUUCCUUAAACAAUUCGUCGUGUAUAUAAAAACGAAAAUACGUUUUAGUAAUGAUUUUUGUUAUUGGCCUUUUAUAGCAUGUUUCCAUUGGAAACCGAACAACGUUGUUCGCUCUCAGAAUUAAGUACACGAAUUAACCCGUUCAUACGGCACGAUUCGUAAUUCAUAGUAAAAUAAUUCCUUUUUUCAAAAAUUUUGUUUCUUGAUUUUAAUGGGAAUUUAUACUAAAAUACAUUAAAUUCUCACUAAUAUGAAUAAAAGAAAUGAUUGUUUAUCUCCCAAAUAUGUAUUAUAUCAAUAAUUUUAUAAUUUUCAUUCACGUUUUCAACUUUUUGUGUAAAUCUUGACAUUUUGAACAUAUUUUUGUGUUUUUCCAUUUUUAAAUUCUACUGGAGAGACACUUGUCAAACAUUUUUUCUGCCAAUAGAAACAUUUUGAAAAUAUUGCCUCUUUUGUUUGCAGUUUUCUGUGGAAAUUUCAUCUCGUGGACCAAAUGCGUACUUCGAAUGAAAGAGAAAACAAAAUUUACUUUCGUUUGAAUGUACAUACGCCAUUCAACAUUGUAGUUUUCAUACAUAAUUUUCAGUCUUCCCAAAAAUUUUUAAAUUUUCAUUAAAUUUUUCUAUUUUUAAUUUUAAAUGUCAUAAUUUAUUUUUUCGAUAAAUGCUCUCAUUUGUUAGGGAUGGGACAUAUUUUUUCGUUGUUCUGAGAGUGAUUUGAAUUGAACAACGUACAAAUAUGAGUGUUCGCUCAGGAAAUUUUGUGUGAAGAAUUAGGUAGUUUUUUCAUAGUUAAGGGUCAAACAACGAAUAGAGAGCGAAUCAAGUGCAGUGGAAACGCCACAUUAUUCUAAAGAGCUCUGAAAUUAUUCUGCAUUUUUCCACAUCAUCUUCAAAAGAAAAAUAAAACAAAUGAUUAGCUAUGUUAGAGACUCCACUGAUGUAACAAUAAAAAUACAGCUGAGACUUAAAAUAAA
This is a messenger RNA of Musca domestica (house fly), 2404 nucleotides long. RefSeq lists its product as uncharacterized. Gene Ontology annotation, cellular component: RNA polymerase III complex. Bases 167 to 1384 code for a protein of 405 amino acids. The record is from RefSeq and is a predicted model, not a curated record. The transcript has 6 exons. Gene Ontology annotation, molecular function: DNA binding. Gene Ontology annotation, biological process: transcription by RNA polymerase III. Lineage: Eukaryota; Metazoa; Arthropoda; Insecta; Diptera; Muscidae.